AUGGCGGCGGCAGGUCCGAGUACUCGGGCCUCUUCCGCGGCGGCAGCGGCGGCUCUAAGUCGGCGGGGCCGGCGGGGCCGCUGUGACGAGAUGGCGGCAACGAAGAGUGGGGCCCCGGGUCAGGGAUCUGGCCCUGCGUUGUUGGUGUUGCCACCGCCACCGCCGCUGCCGGAGGAGUCGAGCUGCGCCGGGUGCCUGGAGACCCCAGGGGAAGUGGCGGCCCUGCCGUGCGGCCACUCGCUGUGCCGAGGCUGCGCCCAACGCGCCGCCGACGCGGCGGGCCCAGGCUGCCCGCGCUGCCGCGCCCGCGGCCCGGGCUGGGCCCGUCGUCGAGCCCGCGACGACGGCCAGGCCGACGCGGAGGUGCUGGGCGAGCGCGCCCGCCGCGGCCAGCCAGAGCGCUGCCGCCCGCGCCGGGACGGGGGCGCGGCCGCUGCGGGGCCCAGGCAGGAGCAGGAACCUCGCGCCGCGCCCGCGGAGUCAGAAUUUAUAUUCAGAGCACCAAUCAAAAUAAGCAAGCCUGGGGAACUUCGUGAGGAAUAUGAAUGCUUGAGAAAGCUGAGAGAAGAAAAGUUGCAAGAGGAAAAAAAUUCUGAAGACCAAAUCCACAAGCUGUUACCAGAGGACACAGAAACAGGGAAAAGGAAAAUGGAUGAACAGAAAAAAAGAGAUGAGCCAUUAGUAAUGAAAACAAAUCUGGAACAUUGUCCUGCACGUCUCUCAGAUUCAGAGAAUGAAGAACCUUCUGGAGGCCAGAUGAUCCAGACACAUCGCUCGGCAUUUGUUUCCAAGAACAACUCCUACUCCUUGGCUUUCCUGGCAGGAAAGCUAAACUSCAAGGUGCAGAGGAGUCAGAGCUGUAGUGACACAGCUCAGGACAGAGUGAAGAACAGACUCAGAGCAGCUCCAACCAUCAAAGCCAAGGUCACAACUAUGACUCCAUCCUCCAACCCCAUCAUUGGUGUCCUCUUGUCCACUCAAAAUAACCGCUGUCUCUCAGCCCCUGACUUAACCAUCGAAAAGCGUCUGCCCUUCAGCUCCCUMUCUUCUUUGGCUUCCCUACAUAAGCCAGAGCGCUCUAUCAGUCCUGAGAGCAAUGACAGCAUCUCUGAAGAACUGAACCAUUUCAAGCCCAUUGUCUGCUCACCAUGUACUCCUCCUAAGAGACUCCCUGAUGGCCGUGUGCUAAGUCCCCUCAUCAUCAAGUCAACACCUCGCAACCUAAACAGAAGCCUGCAGAAGCAGACUUCUUAUGAGGCUAGUCCCCGGAUCCUCAAAAAGUGGGAACAGAUCUUUCAAGAGCGGCAAAUCAAAAAGACCCUUUCAAAGGCCACUCUAACUUCCCUGGCAUCUGAAACAGGCGAAGACUUACUAAGUUCUGAAAUUAUCCAUUUUAGCAAGGAAAAGCCACUUCUGGAUUCAAAUACAAGACUCCGCAGUGGGCAGGUUCUCUCUGAGGAGACUGGACCCACUGCCACUGACCUUGAGUAUUUCCCCUCAGUUAGCCAAACAAAAGCUGAAGAGGACAGUGAUGGUAAAAGGARCACUGAGAUCCCACUGGAAAACUGCUAUUCCUCAGAACUCAAAGGGGGAGCCAGUGGGACUUUGGAGGGGGAACAGUUUGAGGGGUCAGGGUCAAUCCCAGAUACCAGGUUAGACAAAACUUACAUAAGCACAGCCGUGAAAAUCUCAACAGUUAAUUCAUUGCUACCCAAAAACAAUGUUUUGGGUGGAGUCCUCAAAACAAAGAAACAGCUGAAGACAUUAAAUCAUUUUGAUCUGGCUAAUGGUGUUCUGGUAGACAGCCUGGGUGAAGAGCCACUUCCUUCCUUGCGGCGAGGUCGAAAAAGACGCUGUAAGACCAAACACUUGGAACAAAAUGGCUCCCUUAAGAAACUGCGACAAACCAGCAGUGAGGUGGGUCUGGCCCCAACAGACCCAGCACUUCGAGAGAUGGAGCAGAAAUUACAGCAGGAGGAAGAGGACCGACAGCUGGCUCUGCAGUUGCAACGCAUGUUUGACAGUGAGAGGCGGACUGUGAGUCGUCGAAAAGGAAGCGUGGAUCAGUAUCUCCUGCGGUCCAGCAGCAUGGCUGGGGCCAAGUAGCACUUAAUGAACAGUGUUACCUAUUUUUAAGAGGUCUUUGACCUUGAUCAUUUAUCCAGAAGAGCUGAGUGUUCUCAUUUGGGUUUCUUUUAUGGCAAAACACUGUCUAAUAUGGUUCUGAGAGGGUCCAGGACCUUGGUAGUCAAAGUACAAGGGAACUGUGUCUGUUUCUCUGGGACCCAGACCAGAAGCACUCCUCACCGCCAAACCAUCCCCAUUGAAGUGACCACCUCUGAGGGCUUCUGGGCCAAAUCUAACAGCACCCACUUGGAGUGAGAUUUGGAAUGGCCUCAUUUAGGAGCAUAAUUGACACAGUUAGAAAUGGUAGAGGAAAGAGGAGAUACCUUCUCAAGCUGAUAGACCUCCUGACUUCUUUCAACAGGGUGUUGUUUUAAAUCAAUCUUGCAGAUAAAAAUUAAUUCCAUGUCUUUCAAAGAAGUGGAGCAGUGUAGUACUUUGGAAGACCCAAAAUCAUAUUGCUAUAUCCCUCUUUCUCUGUGCUUUUGCUACAAGUACCUUUACCUACCUAAAUCAGUUGAGCAUGUGCUUCUACAAAAAUUAAUUUAUGUUCUCUUUUUUAAAAAAUAAUGUGAUUAAUGCUGCAUGGUUGACAUUUCCAAACAGCUUAAUUUGGUCUUCCUAAGAGACCUAACUCAAAAGUGGUACCUUUUUUCAGAUAAUGAAACUGAAGUGCAGAUGUUCAUAUUCUCUCAACAACUAAGUGGCAUUGCCCAGACUGACCACAAGUCCCAUGGGUAUUCUAUACUAACAGGUUGUCCAAACAGACUGCAACCCAGGGGCACCUAAGAAAAGCAGGCUGCGCACUGAACAUUGAAAAAUCCAUAUGCAAGUAAUUAAGUUGACAGGAUGUGCCAUUAUCCUCUCCUUCCCCCGGUUUACAUGUUGUGUUUUCAUAGGGGUUUCAGCCCGUGAGACCAACUGUAGUGAGGCCUCAUUAACACUUUCCUCAUGGCCAGUGAUUAUCUGCAAUGUUGAUCUAAAAUCCUAAAUUCCCUGAAGUCAGGUAAAGAAUGAUGCUGAAACUCCAUACUAUGGAAACAAGGUAUCUAGCUGGAUUCAGCUGGUAAAUUCAGUCCCAUGGACCUUUGGGGUUUAUUUUCCUUAGCAGCUGACACCAUGUGUCUUUUGCAUCCCUGGUGGUGCUUGGUGCUUCUGCCCAUCUGGGCUCAUUGAGAAUAGAGAUAAAGAAAAUUUUAGGGAAUCUCAGAUGAGCUGGCAUUCCCUGUGUAUGUAUGAGCUGUUACUAUAGUCACAUGACUGGCAUUUUAACAAACCUUCCAGAGCUUAUAUAUUCCCAUAUAUGAUAUCUCCUUUGACUAGCCCCCACAGCAUAUGCAUCAUUUUUCCAAUGAUGUUGUCUUUGGUGAAACAUUUCUGAAAACUGUCUUCAAAGUCUAGAAAUUUCUAGAGACAUAGAUUCACUCCCAAAAUGUGAGAACUGGAAGGCACCUUAAUGAUCAUGUAUUCCAGCCUCCUUCUACUAAGGCAAAAGAUGGGGUCCAGAUCAGACUCACUGUUGAAGGAAGUACUUUAUAGUACUUUCUUCUCAGGACAGAUCCUAAAUCUUUUGGAGUUACAGGAGAGAGAAUUGUAAGUUUGAAACUAGCCAGAAGCUAUUUGAAGCCUCUGGGAAAGAAAAUUUAUGAAUAGGGUUUGGAGUCAUAAAUGAGGUACCACUGAAAAACAGAGCCAUUUUCUUGUGCAGCUCACAGUUCCCAAAUAGUUCCCAAAGAGAAAUUCCAGAGAUGACUGAAGCAUUAUGGUCAUUACUGAUAUAUAUGGGACCUCUUCAGUGACAACUCUGGUGGGGAGCAUCUCACCCGAAUGUAUGUAUUCUGCAUGUGCGCACAUGUGCAGAUGUAUGUUUAAAAAACAUACAUCAAUCUCGUGACUUUAUAUUCACACCCCUUCAGUUCUAGGUCCUGCGUAACUUGUGGAAUUAGUGCCCAAAAUAAAAGAGCUGGCACUGGUCUGCAGAGGACAGGGACGGUGACCUUACUAAAUGCCCAUAGAGAAAACUUUUCAGUUACUGCCAUUUGAUGUAUUUCCUCUUUGAUCUUCAUAAAUAUUAUUGGAAAGGCUAGUCUUAUUGGUAGUGGUAAAGAUACUUAUUUUUCCACUUCCCACCUUUUUCUAUAGCACCAAUAAUUUGAAAAACAUUUUCAGUUUGAAUUGAUUUUUGUUUUUGGUAAAAAAGAUAAAUAUUUUUAAUAGAUGAAAAAUAUAUAUUUUAAAUAUUUCCCCAAGUUAAUACUUUGAUUUUAAGAACUUGCAUAGCAGUAGCAACAAGUUUAGACUUCAGAUGAAGAGUAAAAAACUAUUUCUUGUUAGGCGGAUAUUCCAGUCCCAGUUUCUGACCACCCCCGUGCACCUACUGUGAUGCCAAGGAUGGUAUGACAGCUGCCUUGUACACUUCUGCUGAGCACUAGUCCUUUAAAUGUAGGCAUAGCAGGUUAGGUUAGGGAGGGAAGAGACUUAUUAAUUUUUCAUCUGCUUGGCUUUGGAGGAGGAAAAAAAAAACCACUAAGGUAUUAUCUGUAUUUUAAGAUGCUUCACAUACUUAAACUAAAAUCUGAACACUUUUUCUUUCUGAAAAAAAAAUUCAUUUCUUAUUGCCUAUGAAGUUGGUCACAAAUAGAGUCGUUGACAUGAAUUCUUUGGGGGACAGAAGUGAGAGAAAAAGACAAGGAAGGAGAAUAGAAUGAUCGGGCAAUGAACUUGAAUGAGACACACAGUAUUUCAGAAAACAUAUGUUCUUACUAUUGAAGUCCAACUCAUACAGAUUUCCCACAUCCUACCAAUGUGUUCCUGUGUAUAGGCUUUCUGUUUUUUCUUAUUAAGGGUAAGUUAUGAGAGGUGGGAGAGUAGGUGUCAUUCUGACGGGAAAUCCAAGAAAUGUGGCCCCCUCAGAAGAGGGCUCUCAGCCUGUUUCUGCAGAGAAGGAAAGACUGGGAACAUGUUCUACAACCAUUGAUUGUAUCAAGUAGUAGAAGUCAUCUGGGUCUAUUGGGUUGGUAACAGAUCAAAGGAUUACGUACCCAGCCUGUGGUCCCUUUCCUUUUAUUCUUUCUUUUUGAAAACUGGUAAGUCUUAGCUGAGGCUUGCCCAGGAAACCUUUCCUAAGUGGCUUCCUUUAUUUUUACAAUUUUUAAUUUUUAAAUUUUUGCCUGGAGGAAGAAUUAAUCAUAAAUAAUGCCUUGUAGGUUUCUAUUCUUUUUUACCUAAAGGAAAAAAUGCCUCUGGGAGGUUAAAAGCUGCUUAAUUAAUUGCUGUCUUAUUAUAAACUGGCAAAUUGCCUAAAUGGGAAGCUGCCACUAUGCUUGUCUGGUGAAGGCUGUGCUCUUCAUCCUUUCUGCUCAUUUGACAGAUGCUUCUGGAACUCUUAAACUUGUGCCAACCCUGUGCUGGAAAUACAAUGAUGGACAGUCUCUGCUCUUGAGGAGUUCAACGUCCAGUGGAAUGUAUUUGAAUGUGUGUGUGGCUGGAGACUAUGUUAAUGGUCUUAUGAAAGGCUCUUUUUUUCUUUUCCUUUUUUUUAAUAGCAGUGCUCUUCAAAGGUCUCAUUAGGAUGUUCAGCACCCAGCAGGCUGCCUUGAACUUUUAGAGAUCGUCAGAUUCAUGAAUUUGAUUGUAACACUACUUUCCAUUUCCUAAGUAAUUUUACCAGGGGAGAAUGAAUCAUCUUUGUUGUGAUUAUAGAACAAUAGCCUCUCUUCACUAGUAGCUUUUAGCUCAGGAGCCAAGAAAUGAGGCAGGUUGUGGAUCACUGAUGUGGUCAAAAGUGGCCCACCCCUCGCUUCAGUAACAUCCUAAUGUCUUCCCAGCCCAACCUCUCAUCAAGAGCUGAUGGCAACUUGGGAUUCUUUUUUUUCCUACCUGGCUUCUCACUAAAGUGGAGGGCCAGCAGGAGAGCRCCGGGGUGGGGRUGGGGGGUGGAUCAUAAUUCUAAAAUGUGGUUGGAGUAGGCAUGCAAAUCAAGUUAAAGCCCCCCCACCCCUUUUUUUCUUAACAAAUGAGGAUUCAGUGCCCUAUAUACUAUUUUAUCCUCUAGUUUUCUAGGACCUGAAUAAAUAACCCUUAAAAUUACACACAGAUGUCUAUGCACACAUAAUUCAGGAAUGAGGAGGAUACUCCAAUGAUGUGGAAAGUUAUAAUAGUUUUUUGUUUUGAUGUUUUCAGUUAAAAUGAAAAUGUUCCUAUAUCUCCUGAAUACAUACUAGGUAGGGAAAACUUUACCCACAGUGUACUGAGUAAUAUAAAUGGGGAAUCUUGGGAAGUAAUAUGUUUUGGUUGGGAUGAUUGUCAUUUUAAUUACUAAGGGUUAAAAGCUAACCAGCCCUUCAUUUGUCUUUCAAAAUCAGAAGUUCCUUAGAGUCUUAGAUCUUUUUUAGUUAUCCAUCAACCCACAGAGUGAUCUUUUGGCCAGGUCAUUAGCUCUAGCAUAGCUGGUUAUGAAUUCUUGUGGUGAUGAGAAAGUAGGCCUGUGGGGGACAGGUUCUAGGGAAAGAGGCAGCGGAACUGAUUUUCUUCUGAAGAUGAUCCAGAAGUGCAUCUUUGCACAAUUAUUAUCCACUGUAGCUUUCUGAGGAAAAUUGUUCUAUAGAAAAGAGACUUAGAUAUAUGCAGAGGUCAUCAGUUUAGUGAUUAGUCAUAUUGGAUGACAAGGAAAAGUGCCAAGACUGAAUGUGCAGACUGCUCUAUGUAUUACAGUAUUUUCUUUUCCUUUCCUUUCUAGGGGGCACCCCUUGUUGAGUAAAURCUUUCUUAAUGGCUUGGAAAGUGGUAACUCUUAGUGAGAGGCAACCUCAAACUCUGGCCAGGCUCUCUCCCUACCUUUUCCUGUGUCUUAAGACACCAGAAAAAGCCAAGGUCAAGGCUUGUUUAUUUUUCUUUCCUUUCAUUUAAUGAGACCCAGACAAUGCACUCUUCAAAUAUCAUGCUGUUAGAGCUCAAGAGUAGCUAUUGAGGCUGGUUCCAAAUUAACAUGGUGGCAGCCAGAUUUCUCCCUGGUUGGCACCACCCAUCUACCAAGCCAUAAUGCCAGAUGGGAAUAGAGCUGUCCCUCAGAGUCAAGUCUGAAUCAAACCGGGCAUCACUAACCCUGAGCUCCCAGCAGAGCAGUUAAAGUUGGAAUAACAGAGUAAGUAUUAUGCAAAGGGGGGAAAWUAUUAUCUUAAAUGCCAACCAAUGGGUUUUCUUUUUGCAACUGCUGUGCUGUUUAACUGUUCAAAUACAAUUGCCCUAAGGGCCUUUUCCCCUCCGACCUAAAAAUAGGAAAUGCAUUGUCUAUUGAUUCUAUUCAACCUGCUGUGGCUCCCUGGUGGUCCAGUGAUUAUAAUUUAUUCAACCUGCUGUCUACAAUUGGAGAGGGAACCUGGAUCCUUGUGGACUGCUACUGCUGGCUGUUCCCCCUCCAACUCAUCAUAAACAGCAUUUUGACAAAGAGGACUCAAACAGGGCAUAUCCCAUCAGGGAUGCUUCUGCCACAACAAAAUGGUGUGGAAUCAAGUGGGAUGAUGUGUUUAUUUACACAGUACCAAAGUGCAUCUUUCAAUGUAUGUAUGCUUAAGGCAAGACCCAAGCUAAGACUACAGUAAAAAAAAUUCAUGAAA
Molecule: messenger RNA, 7739 nt
Organism: Urocitellus parryii (Arctic ground squirrel)
Lineage: Eukaryota; Metazoa; Chordata; Mammalia; Rodentia; Sciuridae
Gene: Rnf169
Product: ring finger protein 169
Biological process (GO): double-strand break repair
Cellular component (GO): site of double-strand break; nucleus
Molecular function (GO): nucleosome binding; ubiquitin-protein transferase activity
Source: RefSeq, a predicted model, not a curated record